CUCAAAAGACACUCAAUUUGGCGCUUAGUUCUGUUUUACAGUAAUACGUCCAAUCGUCGUUUGCCAGUUCGAAAAAACAAUUCUUAAGUUUUCCACAUCAAUUAUUAUGAAUUUGCGUCUCCGAUUAUGGCAGUCUUGCUCCGAAGUUCUCUCUUCGUCGUCGUUUUUAGAUAGAGGAGAUCCGCCUUGAUUCUUGCCUUGACUUCCGAAUCGGACACUCGAGCGCUCUCAAAACGUCAACGACAGAUUGCCAGAUCAUUCGUGGAAUAUUUCAUCGACAUGAUAGCUACUCUGUGGCUUUACACCUACGAUGACGGCAGAGUACAGAUGGCUGGACUUCAUUAGGCAACCUGUCAAUGCAUGGUGGGAUGUUGCAAGGAGUGGGUUUAACCAUGGGAUCAGAUUCGGUCGACCCUCAGAAUAUAGGGAAUGGCGGCGGAGCCACAGAAAGCAUAAACCCUAUUUCAGGCCCUCCAAGCCUAUGAUUGAUGAAGACGUGACUUAUGGAAAUGAUCUUAAUGAUCUGGAUGAGCGAUCGGCGAGAGACGAUUUUCAGCAAUAUCCGGACUAAAAAAAGAUAAAUAAAUAACGGACAAAAGUAAAUAACUAUCAA
Bemisia tabaci is the source of this 613-nucleotide messenger RNA. NCBI's taxonomy places the organism in Eukaryota, Metazoa, Arthropoda, Insecta, Hemiptera, Aleyrodidae. The record is from RefSeq and is a predicted model, not a curated record.